Molecule: messenger RNA, 1254 nt
Organism: Anopheles coustani
Lineage: Eukaryota; Metazoa; Arthropoda; Insecta; Diptera; Culicidae
Exons: 5
Coding region: 1-1254 (417 amino acids)
Source: RefSeq, a predicted model, not a curated record
AUGGACGCGGACUCGGUGCGCAUCACACGCCUGUCAGUGCCACGGGUGUAUGUGCUGGAUAAUUACCAUCGCCACCGGCAUCAGCAUCAGUAUCAGCACCAGCACCAGAACCAGUUGGUGGCGCCGAGCCAGCGGCGGACGCUCGACGAUCCGGAGCUGUUGUUCGACCGCGAGCCGGAUACGCUGGAAGCGCUGCGUGGCCUCGAUCCGGCCGAGCAUCUCGUGCUGGACUGCGAGUACGCCAUCGAACCGCACGAGCAGGGCUUCGUGCUGAAGUGGCUGCACAACGACGUGCCCGUCUACCAGUGGAUCCCGCCCCAUCGCAGCCCGUCCAGCCUGCAAACGCGACUGCGGGACCACGUCAAUCGGACGUACACGGUCAACGGUGAGCCGAUGCACAAACACCGGGCGCUGGCGUUGAUGCACCCCUGCCAGGAGCUGGCCGGCAAGUACACCUGCUACGUGCAGACGUACACCUCCAUCGACCGGCAGUCGGCCGACCUUUUUAUCAUCGUGCCCGAGUCUAGCAUGACGCUAAAGUACCACCGAAACCCCAGCAACCUGGUGACGGUGGUGUGCAGCGCGUACGGCAUCUUCCCGGCGCCCGAGCUGUCCCUGUGGGUCAACGACUACAAGCAGAACUCGACCUCGAAUGAGUUCCCGGCGGCCGAGGGGCUUUUCGACAGCUCCGUCAGCGUGCAGCUGGUCCUGUACGAGACCCUCGGGCCGGACGAUGUGAUCAAGUGUACGCUGGAAGUCCCCGGCACCGACUACCGGCGGACGAAAGAGACAGUGUUCGUAGCCUUCGAUAGCAGACCGUUCGGCGAUUCCAACUCUAUUCUGGAUCCGUUUGGGUCGGUGCCCGCCUCCAGCACGAGCAUCAGCCGGGAUACCCCUCCGUCGAGCGCGGCCCAGUUGAUCCCCGGUUCCCGUGCGGAGCCAAAAACAACCACAUCCACAUCCGAGCCGCACACGAUGACACCGAGCGAGGGGACGAGCAGUACGAGAGCGACCACCGUUGGUCCUCGGCCAGCUUCAACCGCCAAGGAACAAUUGCACAGGCCACAGGAAAUUCAGAUCAAGGAAUUUUCCAACGAGAACCUGAUCUACAACAGUGCGGGCGCGCGGUUAGGACUCGUCGGAACGGGAACAGAUUGGUUGCGGUUUGUGGCGUUGAUGUUGCCGAUGGUGCUUCUUUCCGUCCAGGCAGCGCUGGGACUACUGCCCCUAGACGGUCGAAGGCUUCGGUCGUAA